Messenger RNA from Seminavis robusta, 4504 nucleotides. Lineage: Eukaryota; Bacillariophyta; Bacillariophyceae; Naviculales; Naviculaceae. The record is from the annotation of a GenBank genome assembly.
ACUGGCUUGAAGAAGAUUUUAAGUGCACGACUGACAGAGCCUCCAACCACCAUCCAACACGAUGCACGAUGCGACCACAACUCAGCAACAAGGAUACCACUUAUACUGUUGUAGUUGAGUUGCAAUCGACAAAAGCAAGUAACGAUGAAGAGCUCUUAUAUGAAGUUUUCUGACGAUGAUGAGCCUGGUGGCACUAGUAAUGGUACCAGCACUGGUUCUAGCAACAACAACGUAAUGGAACGAAACAUAGUGGAACGCAAUGUUUUGGAACGACCCAUUCGACCGCCACAGGCACCUGGUCAGUACCUUCAUCAGCACCAGUUUCCACAGGCUACCCUGCGUAAAAAGUCGCUCUUUGCCCAGAAUCGACAACAAGAACAGCAGAGUCAAAAUGGUAUCAAUACUACCGGUAAUAUGGCAUCCCCAUCCACCAAUGUGCCUCUGGGAGUCUUUGUCAAGAAGAAGAAAAACAGACAAAAGCUACACAAACAGCAGCACGAUCCCCAACCACAAAAAUCUUCCAAUGCAGCUUCAACCUCGGCUACACAGUAUCUGUCUCAAUCAACGCCACAACAGGUUCCUGUAUCACAGGCAGCUGCACAGGAUGCAGAAGCCAUGUUUGAGCGAAUGUCACCAGCAGAGCGAUUGGAAAAUGCCAAGGAACUACAAGCGGCUCUCUCACCUCAAGCUAUUGCGUACUUCAAAAACAGAAACAAAAUACAAAAACAGAAAAAUACAAACACAAACAAGAAGGACAAUAAUAAUAAGGGAAAACCCAUGGCCAUCCACGCAGGAGUCACAAUAGACCAGCAGAAGACGGAAAGGACCAACAAUAACAACAACCUGGAAGAACCAAAGCAAUCUACUACUAGUACCAGUAAUACCCGUACAUCCACAACCAAUGAUACCGAAGAAAAGCAGAGAAUUGCUCAACUAUUAUCCAAUGUCAAAACAGUCGAUGACUUGGACGCUGCAUACAAGGCUGAAGUCGGAGAUUUCUCCCCUCUCGCUUCGGAAUUGGGAAAUGAUAUCCAGCAAAAGGAACCCUUCCAAAUUGCAUGUAUGCUACUACGAUCCACUGUUCCCAGACAAAAUCUUUGGGCGGCCAAGAUUGUAUCACAACACUUUCAGCAGCAAUGGGAACUGGGACGGCUCUGCUCUGUAGUUCCGGAACAACAAACUCAAACACAAGAAACUCCACCGUGGCCUUAUCCUGUCCUCAUGCCAGCCGCGCUGAGGUGUUUGUUGGAUGCGCCAGCUACCCAAACAGGAGUCAUUAUUCAUACUUUUGUACUCAACGCAAUCUACAACUUACUCAGGCUGCGGUCUUGUGCCGAACAUGUCGUAGACAUCAAUGACAUGGUGCAAAACGACAAUGUACAUGCCACUGCCAUUCAUCAACUAUGCUUCCUAGAAGAUGCUAUUCCCACUCCACCCGUUGGAAGCACUUAUCCAUCGACUGACAGUGUACAGGCUAUUGCAUCCGACAUUGCUUCGUCUACAGCAACACCCGCCGCAUACAAGACUUCAUCCUCUUCCAAGUCGGCCAAGACCGAUGGGGAAGCUUUUGGAAAGGAUCCCAGUUGGACACUCCUUUCCAAAAUGUGCAUACUCCCUCGAUUGGCACAAUUAGUGCUGAAAUCGUCAUCAUCAUCAAGUCCCCAGCAGCAACAAUCCUUACCGAACGAAGCACUAACGGCUAUUUGUGGAAUUCUUGCCAUCAUUGGCCAAAGGUCUCCGGGCACGGCUACCGCCAUUGUUUUUCAUCCUACCUUAUUGAGGGACCUGUUGGAUCAUGCUCUCAAGCCGCAGCAUAGGGAAGAUCACAAAGAUGAUAUUGGCACAGCGCAAAAUCCAUAUGACGUGGCUCUGGCUUUGCCGGCCAUACGGCUACUUGGAACAUUGGCUCGACAAUCGCGUGUCGUGGCAGAAAGGAUCCUGGCGGUCUUUGAUGAAUACGUCCCACCCAUACUGGCAAUAAAGCCAAAGACCAAGCCAGAACAUACUCUGCAAGUAUGGUCGCUAAUACUGUGGCGAACGCUACUUCGAUACGGAUUGGGCGUUCCCCAAAUUCCUACCAUGAUUGCACUUUCGGUGCGGCACAUGGUGGCCACGACUGCGGGAGCGGAACGGGAGGGUCGAAAAGCAAUGCCGUUUUCACUGGCAACAGAAUUUUCGACGUGCUUCGCCCAUGUCUUGUUUUGUAGUCAAACUGCAAGAACACAGCUAUCAGAACAAAAUCAGAACAGCAAUGACGGCGAAAUCACAAAGGAAGAUGUGGACGAGUCGGUGCUGGCAGCCAAUCGGUGGCUGUCCUCUACGGCGAAGCAAGCAGUGGCCAGUCUCGAAACAUGCUCCUUCGUCAAUGACAAGGAGGCCAUCUCAGCACAACAAUUGCAAUUCUGGGCUGCGCAACUCCAGUUUAUGUCCGCCUACCUUGACACGUCAGCGGAGGAUUCGAUACCAGUUUUGGAUUCGACAAUACGCGACAAAUGGAUCAGCAUCUGCCAAAGCGCCCUUGUCGCCUUUAUGAGGCAAGACGUUUUGAAGACAACACUCAAUGCCCUUUGUGCAGCAGUUUUCGCGUGCAGCUUUUCGGAGUUGCCCGACCCAAUUGACGGGCUGGUCUAUGAGGCGAGCGCAUGUGCAUUCUUGUGCUCAUUUGUUUCUCUGCAGUUCUGCCUUGUCAAGCUGAUACUCGGUCAGAGCAAGAGUACUUUAGAUGCCGGCGAUGCAGAUUCUGGGGCUACUUUGGAGUCGAGCAAACUCGUUUUUGCAGAGUUUGCAUCUAUUCUUGAAACGACUCUGGCUAUGCCUUUACUGGCAUCGUCGAGAUCGAGAGUGGUGACAGGCCCUCCCUGUCCUCGCAGAGGAUGGUUGAACAGAACAUGUUUUGCUUCGAUUCAAAUGUUGGAAGCCGCCAAGAGCUAUUUUUCACUAUCGACUGGGCACAGCGAAGUCACGCGAACACUUCAAUUUUCUCUCUUGGGAAGACUCGAACGGGGCGAUGAAGCCAUGGCCGCGGUGCUGUUAAGCCAGGAUUCUUCUUUCGAUGUUCGCGAGGUGCAAACAUCUGCGAAAAGGGAAGGGAAAUUUUCGUUGAUUUCGUCCGUUUUUCUAAAGGAGCUAUGCGUGGAGAGUUCCGCGAGACUUCAGCUUGAACACAGCUUCAAUCUUCUGAGACAUGGACCUGGGGUGUCCCGAGACGAAUUUGGUAUAUCAAAACUUCGGUUGCUGCUCAGCGAUGUCGACUCGAUUGUUCCGUCACGGAAUCACGACUUCUUAUUGCCAAUUGGUACUCUGUGGCUUUGGAUGACGUUGUCAAGCUCAGUCUCCAGUGCACCUUCUAAUGAUGGCACAAUACACGAAGAGGACACAGCAAGCGAACAGUCGUACGGUACCGAGGUUUUGUCGUCAUCCCUACGCUUGAUCUCAGAACUAGAACAAAGCUCAACACCGGGGGAUCAAAUCAAUCCAUUCAACUACGCCGCACAGAUCGACAACGGAGCCAAGGCCUAUCAUUUGCUUCUACUAUGUUUCCACCCAGAGCACAUCUUGCAAAGCGACGAGGUGGCUGGUCCUGCAGAGUUCCUACUCGAGCUAUAUACCCGAGACAUGGACAACUCUUUUGCUGUUGCAUUCGCUAGGGCGUGCUUGCUUCAUUCAUCUGGCAAGAAGAAGAAGUUCCAGGAUGAUUCUUCUGAAGCAACAGGCACAUCGUCGAAGGCGGAAAAAAUCGUGUCAGAACUGCUUCACGGACGUGAGGCGGAUCGUCGGGGACUGCUCAGUGAAGAUGAAACACGUGCAGUGUUGGGUUUUUUAAAUGAGCUCUGUGAUGUGUUCUUGCAAUACGGAGCGCAGUACGACUUUUGUGUCCGCUGCGUUCGCUGUUUUUUGAUGCCCACGUUCCCGUCUCGAAUUAGAUGCAAAGCUGCGAGCCGCCUGGGUGACGUGUUGAGCGUGAUAUCGCUUCCAGGGGAAGAGGACCCGUGGUCGGAUGCUGGCAGGCUUAUGCUGGUUCCAUUGCUGGAACGAAGCAUUCCGGGAUCGUCACCAGAAGAUGGUGGGUUGACGACAGAAGAUGGUGGGUUGACGAGGGAAUCACCACAGUUUCUGGACGCCCUUGUGGCCGUCUACGGAAAAGGAGGAAAUCCUCGAGUGCAAGUUGGAUACACGCUGAUCCUCUUCGUACUGGUGCAUGCUCGCCACCUCGCAAUGUGUUUGCAGCCAGGAUGGGUUGGCCUAGAGGCCGAACUAAAAAGGCUGCAGAAAGUCAACGACGAAGUCGCCUCCAUGGUUACCAAUGCUGCUAGGAAGAUCUCGAGGUGCACCGCCAACAGCAAAUCAGAUAUGGUCGAGGCAGCCAUAGACGCGGUACAACGCAAAGAUGCGUGAUUGAGAGGGUGAUCACAUAGAGAGAAUAUAGUACUACUUAUAGUGCGUACAAUUGCCAGCUAGCUUGUUUCUUGGCCGAAUCAUGUCCCUUCUAGCUCCACCAUGCACC